UGGGGGAUAGAAAUCCGUCAGAGUUUUUCGUUUGUCACUGGCUGAGUUAGAGGCCGCUGGAAUAUCGUACUUUUGUAGUAUCUGUGUUUGGGAUAUAGUGACUUUUGUCAGAUAGCCGUUUGCACUGGUACAGAGACAAGUUGAAAGUUCACCACUGAAAUUUUGUUAGCGCGUUGGGCUCUUUUUUUCUGCCGUAGUUAAGCUCCAGAUUUGGGCUCCAUAUUAAGAGCCAUAUUAAGAGCCAUAUUUAAGGACUUUCUUAAGGACCAUACUUAAGUGGAUCUUGUUCGGACCACGGUGUAGAAUACCUGAAAAAGAGUAUUCUGUGGUCUUUUCGGUGCGUCAAGACGGGCAAUUCGUGAGUUCUGUUGCAGUUUAUUCUGUUGAACCAGGCUGCAACACUUACUGGAAUACUACAGUAUUGUCACUGUUGUUAUUACACUUGGUUUCCACACUAGACUACUUCGGUUUACCUUAGUAUACUUGUCAAAUCAAGGUCGUAUCGGCACUCCUGUAUUCAUCUUACGGUAAAGACGGCCUCCCUUGUGCAACAUCGUAGGUGUCUUCUUCCGCAAUCUACAUAUAGGUGCUAAUUUUUCACAACCGUUUGUUACAGUGUAGUAUACCAAAAUAUCCUGGUGUACCCACCCAUACUACUAUCAUUUGCCAAUCAGCAUAACAGGCGCCAAAGCGUAAAAGCCGCAAAAUCACCGUGUCAACAAACUUCAACAUGUUUGGCAACUCCGACCAGUUCUGCUCGUUGGAUGAAUCCAUGUUCUUCAAUCCGGACUCUGCCCAGGAGGUAUGCCCCAAGGUGUGGCUCGGGCCCUACUCGGCGCUUUCACACGAUAACUUUCUCGAGCGUCACAAUAUCAAGAUCAUCAUCAAUUGUCUUUCCACGGGUAAGUUUUUGCGGGCCUUGGAACAGCCACAAGUCGCCAUUUCGUCCGACGUGAUCAUCCUCAGCUUGGACCCUUCUUUCUCAGUUUCGGACUUUGAAACCCAGGAACUCGUGCUGGAAUUCACCAGGAAGUUCAACCGUAUACUUCAGAACUACUUGAACUACUUUUAUGUCAAUAACCCGGACUCGACCUACUUGAUCCACCAGAUCCCCAACAACCAGUUGUUACUGUCGAUCCGGUCGCCCAUCCUCCAGGGCAACUUGAAGCUGCAGUUUUUCGUUCUUGUCAGAUUAAUGAACUUGUUGAAGUCCAUUAAUAGCAAUGUCCAGUGCUUAGUACUUUCAGACACCGGCAACUCCAACUUGUCUACGGGGCUAAUAACAGCAUACUUGAUGGAUUGCUACAACUAUAACAUCAAGAACUCGUACACUGUAGUCCACUCUGCUCGCCCCAGCGUCUCUGCCUUAAAUAACAAUUUCUACGACGAUUUGCUCAUCAUCGAGAAUCUCAAGAAGUUCUCUUCUGAGAACAAUGCUUUGAAACAAAACAACCCCGGAGAAGAUGACCUGCGCAUGGACGACGACAUGGAAUACAACGAGAUCUGUGUUGGUGGAGAUCGCAAAAGACGAUUCCACAGGUAA
Scheffersomyces stipitis CBS 6054 is the source of this 1543-nucleotide messenger RNA. RefSeq lists its product as uncharacterized. Gene Ontology annotation, molecular function: F-box domain binding. Bases 731 to 1543 code for a protein of 270 amino acids. Gene Ontology annotation, biological process: negative regulation of protein binding; negative regulation of SCF-dependent proteasomal ubiquitin-dependent catabolic process; regulation of ERK1 and ERK2 cascade. Gene Ontology annotation, cellular component: nucleoplasm; cytoplasm. Lineage: Eukaryota; Fungi; Ascomycota; Pichiomycetes; Serinales; Debaryomycetaceae. The transcript has 2 exons. The record is from RefSeq and is a predicted model, not a curated record.